Messenger RNA from Symbiodinium sp. CCMP2592, 582 nucleotides. NCBI's taxonomy places the organism in Eukaryota, Dinophyceae, Suessiales, Symbiodiniaceae. The record is from the annotation of a GenBank genome assembly.
AUGCUUGGUGUUGUGCCUGCUGCCGCGGCAACUCUCGUGCUGCUGGUUGCGACGAAUGUUGCACAAAACGGCAGCCCCACCCGCAAGGCUCCGGAGCUUCGGACGCUCGAUGAUGUUUUACAGUUGAAAACGAAGGCAGAUUUUGUGGCUGCCUGGCGUGCUGGCUCGGUGCCUGCCGACUACCGGGGAAGAGGGUACGAUGGCUACUUGCUUUCCUUGGGAAUUCUGGCUCCCAUGACUUUGUUCAUAACAAACGUCCUUUUCGGUCCCUUUGCCAUCUGGCGCGGCAAGUCAUUUCAAAAAGGUGGACGUGGGGGCAGAAACCGCUUUGGAAGGUUCGAAAGCCGUGGCUUUGCGGCCAGCGUUGCAGCUUCGCAGCUGGACGACCGACCAGCACUCGUCCUGGACUACGGGGAUCCUGAGCACGGCGAUGUGCUUUGGGGCCGCAUUCUCUUCAUGCGUGAUGAGUUGCGAGAAGUGGGCCCUGGGCUUCUGCUCGGUUUGGGCUCCAUGGGUGCGACAGGAGGAAUGCCGAACUGUGCACCAUUUGUUUUGGUGCCAUCGACGCCACCUGAGCCAUGA